This is a messenger RNA of Australozyma saopauloensis, 627 nucleotides long. RefSeq names its product bifunctional thymidylate/uridylate kinase. The coding region runs from base 1 to 627 and encodes 208 amino acids. Gene Ontology annotation, biological process: dTDP biosynthetic process; dUDP biosynthetic process; dTTP biosynthetic process. Gene Ontology annotation, cellular component: cytosol; cytoplasm; nucleus. Gene Ontology annotation, molecular function: nucleoside diphosphate kinase activity; ATP binding; dTMP kinase activity. The record is from RefSeq and is a predicted model, not a curated record. The transcript has a single exon. Lineage: Eukaryota; Fungi; Ascomycota; Pichiomycetes; Serinales; Metschnikowiaceae.
AUGCGCGGAAGAUUGAUUUUGAUUGAGGGGCUUGAUCGCUCUGGAAAGUCGACGCAGGCGGAGAUUUUAGCCAACCGUCUCAACGGCCAGCUAUUCAAGUUCCCAGAUAGAUCUACUCCAAUUGGAGAAAUCAUCAACAAAUUUCUUACAGACCCCACAUUCGAGUUAUCGGAUGAAAGUGUUCACCUACUAUUCAGUGCCAAUAGAUGGGAAAAGGCAGCUCAAUUGAAUAAACUUCUUUCUGAAGGAACACAUGUGAUAAUGGAUCGCUAUGUGUACUCAGGUAUCGCAUACUCUCUUGCAAAAGACAAAUCCAGAGAUGUGGAAUGGCUUUAUGGCCCGGAUGUCGGCUUGCCAAAGCCAGACUUGACCUUUUUCUUGACUGUCAGUAUGGAAGAGUUGGGUACACGCAAGGGCUGGGGUGAGGAACGAUACGAAAAGGAGCAAUUUCAGUUGAAAGUGAAGGAGUGUUUCCUUAAAGUCUUGCGGGUAGAUACCGAUCCCACUAUCGAGAUUGUAGAUGUCAAUGGCUUGAGUAUCGACGAGACCACCCUGAAAUUAUGGUCUAUAAUAGAAGCAAGAGGUCUCGAGGGGGUAACGGAUGAUUCUCUCAAGACACUUGCAUAG